Messenger RNA from Nomascus leucogenys (northern white-cheeked gibbon), 2152 nucleotides. The record is from RefSeq and is a predicted model, not a curated record. Lineage: Eukaryota; Metazoa; Chordata; Mammalia; Primates; Hylobatidae.
ACGUCGUGUGGGGCGGGUCCGACCGCGCACAAUGGGCCAUGGAGUUCCCGUUCGAUGUGGACGCGCUGUUCCCGGAGCGGAUCACGGUGCUGGACCAGCACCUGAGGCCCCCAGCCCGCCGACCCGGAACCACAACGCCGGCCCGUGUUGAUCUACAGCAGCAAAUUAUGACCAUUAUAGAUGAACUGGGCAAGGCUUCUGCCAAGGCCCAGAAUCUUUCCGCUCCCAUCACUAGUGCAUCAAGGAUGCAGAGUAACCGCCAUGUUGUUUAUAUUCUCAAAGACAGUUCAGCCCGACCGGCCGGAAAAGGAGCCAUUAUUGGUUUCAUCAAAGUUGGAUACAAGAAGCUCUUUGUACUGGAUGAUCGUGAGGCUCAUAAUGAGGUAGAACCACUUUGCAUCCUGGACUUUUACAUCCAUGAGUCUGUGCAACGCCAUGGCCAUGGGCGAGAACUCUUCCAGUAUAUGUUGCAGAAGGAGCGAGUGGAACCACACCAACUGGCGAUUGACCGACCCUCACAGAAGCUGCUGAAAUUCCUGAAUAAGCACUACAAUCUGGAGACCACAGUCCCACAGGUGAACAACUUUGUGAUCUUUGAAGGCUUCUUUGCCCAUCAACAUCGGCCCCCUGCUCCCUCUCUGAGGGCAACUCGACACUCUCGUGCUGCUGCAGUCGAUCCCACGCCCGCUGCUCCAGCAAGGAAGCUGCCACCCAAGAGAGCAGAGGGAGACAUCAAGCCAUACUCCUCCAGUGACCGAGAAUUUCUGAAGGUAGCUGUGGAGCCUCCUUGGCCCCUAAACAGGGCCCCUCGCCGCGCCACACCUCCAGCCCACCCACCCCCCCGCUCCAGCAGCCUGGGAAACUCACCAGAACGAGGUCCCCUCCGCCCCUUUGUGCCAGAGCAGGAGCUGCUGCGUUCCUUGCGCCUCUGCCCCCCACACCCUACCGCCCGCCUUCUGCUGGCUGCUGACCCUGGGGGCAGCCCAGCCCAACGUCGUCGCACCAGCUCCCUUCCCCGCUCUGAGGAGAGUCGAUACUGACAGCUACCCUCUCCCUUCCCUGGGAGACCUGGGGUGGGCAGAGACCCCCUCCCUGAGAACCUCAGACCAACUCUUCCAUUGCAUCCUGUAGGACCCAGUGGAACCUGACAGAGCCCAUAGGAUUCCCUCUUCUACUUUCUUAGACAGCAGGGAUGUCAGGGUCUCAAAUUGCCUAACAGUUUGUAGCUUUUCUUACCACAAAAGCACCCCUUCUCUCCUAACUUGGGCUCUGAGGAUACUUUCCCCACAGACAGCCUGAUCUGUUGCCAGACUUCUUGGUUAGAUGGCUCAUACAUUUAUCUAGAGAAGCACACACUCUUGCUUGCUGUCAAACUUUAGAACACCAUGGAAGGUCUAAGGGCGUCCUGUGCCAGGGAAACUUUUUAAGGAAUUUUAUCUAUGGGAUAAACCCCAUAUUCCCUCUAGUGUCUACUGGUGGCUCUAAUACUGCUUUGUGCUGCCUGCCACACUUGCCCUUUGAGCCUGCGAAUGGCCACCAGUGAGCAAGCUCUGCUUCAGAGCAGUCUAGUUAGGUAGAACAGGGACUUACCAGCUUCCCAAAGGGAUCUACUCAACAUUGCCAAACUCUUCAUUUCCACAUUUUGUGUAGGUGUCAGAGAACCCCAAAUUGGUGUUGCUUUGGGGUCUCUAAAGGAGACUGGCUGACACCACCAUUUCCCCCAGAUCCAGAUUUCUCUGAGGGAGGUUGUUUCUUGAGAGUAGAUCCAGAGUCUCAAGGAUCUGUUAGAUCCUGGAAUCCCCUCUUGCAUCCAUCCCUCCCUGGUAGCUAGAUGCCGAUAUAUUCCUGUCUUGUGAGAUUGUCGAGAUGAGAUGGGGGACCACUCUUCCUCUGUCCUUCCUCUCUCCUUUCCUCCAUAGCAAGGACAACCUUCCCUGCUCCAUGCCCACAGUAUAGCUAGAUCCCUUCCCCUCCCUACCCUCUGAAUGUGUGCUAGAUCAGGUGCCCCACUGUGUUUCCUGAAAUCCUUGGGAGCCGGAUCUCCCCCUCUCCCCUACUCACUCUUCCCUUUUUUUCUCCCUCUCAGUGUUGUCUGAAUAAAGUGUGAAUUGUGUUUUCUAAAUUGAGAUUUUCAAUGAAAAAAAGAAUCACA